CAGUUCCGUUACUUUGGCGCGAUGUCCAAACUAGUUUGAAAAGCGGAGGACUCGGACGGUUUGCGGGCGGCGGAGAGAGGAAAGAAGAACCGCAUUCUACAGAGUUACAAGCUGUUAAACAAGAUAACUGCCUCCGCAGGGAUGUCGUGGGAUUUUUUUGUUCCUGUGUGCGUAGGUGACCUGGUUAAGACUGGGGGUAUUAACCAGUAUGUCGUUCAAGAUGUGGUCUCCCCCAAACAAUUGCCGCUUCAGCUCAACAAAUUCAAGGCAGCGUUGAGGAGCCAGGGGCCUCUGUGCAUCCUGGAAUAUUUUGACACUGGCUACAGUGUUUUACAGCACUUCAACUCAGUAGAACUGGCAGUAAAAGAAGACACCCUGGAGCUGUUGGUUAAAGUGGUCAGUGGCCUGGCGGUGUCUCUUCCAUCCCUUCUUGCCUCCACGUCUACAUCGGCUGCAGAGCGCAAAGACAAUUUAAAUGCAGUAAAAAUGAGUGUCUUCCUGCUCUGCAAACUCACAGAGAGCCUCGAAAGUGCCUCCUACAGACAGAGUAUUGUCACAGCACCUGGAAAGGGCAGUAAAAAGAGUAAAUCAAGCAUUGAGGGACUCUUGCAGUGGGACUCUGAGAGGGAGGGCGUUCUUCAGAACCUCAUCCAGCUCCUACAGCUUGACAUUCGUUCACUUUGGAGCCUCUCCCUCGUGGAGGAAGAGUUCAUCAGCUGUGUGACCUGCUGCUGCUACAAGCUGCUGGAGAACCCGACCAUCGGCCAUGUUAAGAGCAAACCAACCAGAGAUUGUAUCAUCCAUCUUUUAGGGUUGCUCAUCAAGAAGUACAAUCACCUCUUAGGUGCUAGUGUGAAAGUGAUUCAGCUGUUGCAACACUUCGAGCAGUUGUCAUCUGUAUUUGCCCAGGCUGUAUCUGUGUGGAGCAUGGAGUAUGGCGUCAGAGCGAUAAUAGGGGAAGUCAUAAGAGAAAUUGGUCAGAAGUCAAGUGAAGAACUUGCCAGGGAGGGAUCUGGUGUCAAAGCCUUUUCCACCUUCCUCUCAGAGCUCAGUGGACUGGUGCCCGAAUUAAUGAUCCCCAACAUCAGUGUCCUCAUUACACACCUGGAAGGAGAGAGUCAUACAAUGCGUGUUGCUGUCUGUGAGGUUCUGGGAGAGAUCCUGAUGAGGGUUCUCAGUGGGGACGGGCUGGACGAGACCAGCAAAGCUGACCGCGACCGCUUCUUUGACAUACUACAGGAGCAUCUGCAUGACACACACUCCCAUGUCAGAACGCGUGUGCUGCAAGUCUACACUCGUAUUGUCAACAGCAAAGCCCUGCCUUUGUGCAGAUACAGCGAGGUGAUGGAGCUCGCUGUGGGGCGGCUGAUGGACAAAUCCAUAAAUGUGGUGAAGAGUGCCAUUCAACUCGUGGCAGCCUUCAUUGCACACAAUCCUUACAGCUGCAAGUUAAGUAGUGCAGAUCUGAAGAAACCUCUGGAGAAAGAAACAGCCAAACUUAGAGAAAUGAAAGAGGAACUUGCAGAGAAAGCACCUGUUGCAGUGAUCAAAGCAUCUGAGCUCUGGGCUGCCAUGGAGCCCGAGCUCCUUGUGACUGUCAGGACAGUGCUGGAGCCCACAAACGAUGCAGAGGAAGAGCCGGAGGAAGACAGUAAUGUGGAGGCAGCUGAAGACGACAUGGCAACUGCAGUCAAGAUAGCUCAGUAUAUCCGUGUCAACAAAUACAGGAAGGCUGUUCAGCUUUGCAUGAAAGCUCACAGCCUCUUCCCACAGUCAGACAUGUUUGCCUCCCUGACCACCCUCACUGCUGACAACUUAAUGAAGGUGCUGGCUUUAAUAUUCAAAGGCUCUGAUGACACGCCUGAGCUCAGUCAGAACCUGCCACCAACCCCACAGAAGGAGGAAGGUAAAGAGGGGGAGGAUGGUGAGCUGAAGAAGCAGGAGAUGUUGGUGCAGUACCUGAAAGAUACAGAAACCUUUGCCUUACAAGUGGAGAGAGCCAUCUCCAUCAUCAACACCAUGCUGUAUUGGAAAACAACCUCAGUGGUUCAGGAGGCAGUUCAGUUCUGUGUGACUGUAUGCGAGUUCAGCGUUGCAAACUCCGUCAGUGGAGUGAGAAGAAUGCUGCCUCUAGUCUGGUCAACUGAUGCUGCCAUUAAAGACGCUGUCAUUCAAGCUUACAAGCGCCUGUAUUUAAACCCCCAAGGAGACACGGUCAGAAAUAAAGCCCAAUCUCUGGUUGAUAAUCUCUCUGAGCUGAUGAUAGAUGCAUCUCUGGGAACUAUCCAGUGUCUUGAAGAAAUUGUGCAGGAGUUUUUUGCCAGUGGCAGUAACCUCCAGUCCACCGUGGUUCAGGUCUUGUGGGAGAGAUUUACCGGUAAACGAGAAACUUCUGCCUUACACAAGCGAGCUGCUGUGUUGCUGCUGGGCAUGGCAGCACGGGCAGAAAGAGAAGUGGUGCUCAGUAACCUGGAUACUCUCUGUUCAGUGGCUGUGGGAGAAAAAGCUACACAAGACUUUCUGCUAGCUAGAGACACAGUUAUCACCAUCUGCAGCAUCACUGACCACGUCAGGCAGUCAAAGGGAGCUCCGUUCAGACUGCCUCAGGACCACCAGUUGUUCACCUGCCUGACACAGGCCAUUGCAGAAGGUGUGGUAAUGGAAGACCCUUUCUGGCAGAGCUUCAUGGAGCAGGCUGUCCGUCUCAUCUUCUUCCUAGCUGAAUCCCCAGAACAGCUGUGCUCUCGGCUCCUCCAGCGAAGCGCCCGGCUCUUAUUGGAUCAGAUUUCUGAAGGUGGGGAAGUCUGCAAGGAUGUCGACCAAAUGCCAAAUGGUUCUCAGGAAACCAAUGAGCAAGUGAACUGCGUGUGUCUGGCUCAGCUGCUGGCCCUGUGUGGAUGCGUGGCUUUCUGGCAGGUGUCUCACCUGGAGCGCAGUGUGAGUGCGGAGCUCCGGAGGAGGAGAGGAGAGACGGAGGAGAGGGAGGAGAAGGAGAAAGGGCCAUCCAGCAAAGCUAAGCAGCAGGCAGCCAAUGAAAGUGCAAUGGAGGAAGAGCUUGGCCUGAUUGGAGCCUCUGCUGAAGAUACAGAAGCUGAACUCAUCAGAAGAAUCUGUGAAACAGAAUUACUUUCAGAGGAGAACCUGCUAAGUGCUUUUCUACCUUUGCUGGUGAAAGUGUGUAGCUCUCCAGGGCGCUAUUCUCACCCUCAGCUCACCACUGCUGCGUGUCUGGCGCUGUCUCAGUACAUGAUGAUAAACCCAUCGGUGUGUGAAGAAAACAUUCGUCUGAUGUUUACGGUCCUGGAGCGCUCCACUCUCCCCGUUGUCAGGGCCAAUGCCAUCAUUGCCUUGGGAGACCUGAUUGUCCGAUUUCCAAACAUUUUGGAGCCCUGGACACAGAAUCUCUAUGCAAGGCUGAGUGAUGAAGAGCCUUCAGUGAGGCAGACAGCUGUGACAGUUCUUACUCAGCUGGUGCUUAAGGACGUGCUGAAGGUCAAAGGUCAGGUCAGUGAGGUGGCUUUGCUGCUGAUUGACCCGGAGGCCCACAUUACCAGCCUGGCGCUGAAUUUCUUCAACGAGUUGGCUUCAAAGGACAACGCCAUCUACAACCUCCUUCCUGACAUCAUCAGCCGACUGUCCGACCCAGAAAGAGGCAUGAGCUCAGAGGACUUCAACACCAUCAUGAAACAGCUGUUCUCUUACAUCACUAAAGAGAGACAGACUGAGUCCUUGGUGGAGAAACUAUGUCAGCGCUUCAGAACUGCUAAGACAGAGCGGCAGUGGUGCGACGUGGCAAUGUCCCUUUCUCUGUUAUCCAUGUGUGAGCGUGGAUUUAAGAGGCUGCAGGAAUGCUGGGAGUGUUACAGCGAUAAGCUGACAGAACCGGGAGUCUACCAGCCUCUGCUCUCCAUCACCUCUAAGCUCCGUCGUGGAGCUAAACCACAGUUUAAGGCUCAGAUUGAGGAGUUCGAGAAGCGGCUGACUGCAGUGCACACACGAGGCCUGGAGAACGUAGAAAGUCCAGAGAUGGAUGAAGAGAACAAAAAUGGAAAGACAUCGAGUGAUGCAGCCCCCAGGAGCCGUCAGUCAAAGAGAGGUCAGACCAAGUCCUCUGUGUCCAGUCACGGCGAUGACAGUUUUGUGACACCUCAAAGGUCCCGCAAGUCAAAGAAACCCAUGAUCACAUUCAGCAGUGAUGAAGGGGAGGAUGACGAAGAAGCUGUCAUGGCAGAGCUCGAAACUCCAAAAGUGACCACUCCCAUCGCUCGCUCAUCUCGACGAGCUCGCCUCCGAAACUGAGUUUUAUGCCUGUUUUACAUUUUAUUCAUCUUUUAACGCUUUAUUGUUGCAUUUUUAUUCCUUGUAAAUAUUUUCCUUUAGACCAAGCUGCAGUAGUGAGUUGAUGUCUGUAUCAGCAUCUUUUAAUAAACCUUGUUCUAGUUGAAAUUUG
Molecule: messenger RNA, 4450 nt
Organism: Oryzias latipes (Japanese medaka)
Lineage: Eukaryota; Metazoa; Chordata; Actinopteri; Beloniformes; Adrianichthyidae
Gene: ncapd2
Product: non-SMC condensin I complex, subunit D2
Biological process (GO): mitotic chromosome condensation; meiotic chromosome condensation; mitotic cell cycle
Cellular component (GO): nucleus; condensed chromosome, centromeric region; condensin complex
Molecular function (GO): histone binding
Source: RefSeq, a predicted model, not a curated record